AUGGCAUCCAGUUUUGCUCCAAUCUUUGCUCCAGUUUUCAACGGUGACCAGUACCAUGUUUGGGCUGUCAAGAUGAAAACAUAUCUGAGGGGCCAUGGCUUGUGGCAAUAUGUGGAAGAGGAGAAGCAAGUUCCCUACCUUGGACCCAACCCGACGCUGAACCAGAUGAGAGUUUAUGAAGAAGAAGCAGCCAAAGCUCCAAGAGCAUUGUCUUGUAUACAUUCAACCGUGACAGAUCAGGUCUUAUCCAGGAUCAUGGCAUGUGAGACACCUAAACAAGCCUGGGACACUCUCAAGGAGGAGUUUGGAGGGAGUAACCAGACAAGAAAUAUGCAGACUCAUGGCUAUGGUAAACAAAAUCAAGCUGCUAGGGGAGGAACUAACCAGAGAGUGGUAGAGAAGGUCCUGGUCAGCUUACCUGAGAGGUUUGAAGCAAAAAUUUCAUCCCUAGAGGACUCAAAAGAUCUAUGCCGAAUCAGCUUGGCUGAGCUGGUUCAUUCACUUCAAGCCCAGGAACAAAGAAGGCAGCUAAGGCAAGAAGACUCAACUGAGACAGCCAUGUAUGUAGGUCAAAAAGGAAGAGUACAAGGAAGAGAAGACAAGAAAUAUAGUGGUGAAAAGAAAGGAAAAGAGAAGAGCUACAAUCAAGGGGGGAAACGUGGUGGACAAAGAUCAUUUCCUCCAUGUGUGCACUACAAAAAGAAGAACCAUCCAGAAUAUAAGUGUUGGUUCAGACCUGGCAUACAAUGCAGGUCAUGCAAGCAGUAUGGACACAUAGAAAAAGUGUGUAAAAGUAAAGGAAUUCAGCAUGAGCAGUAG
Molecule: messenger RNA, 819 nt
Organism: Pistacia vera
Lineage: Eukaryota; Viridiplantae; Streptophyta; Magnoliopsida; Sapindales; Anacardiaceae
Exons: 2
Coding region: 1-819 (272 amino acids)
Molecular function (GO): zinc ion binding; nucleic acid binding
Source: RefSeq, a predicted model, not a curated record